Populus euphratica (Euphrates poplar) is the source of this 2634-nucleotide messenger RNA. Its product is annotated as Neutral/alkaline non-lysosomal ceramidase. The transcript has 10 exons. Bases 111 to 2441 code for a protein of 776 amino acids. The record is from RefSeq and is a predicted model, not a curated record. Gene Ontology annotation, molecular function: N-acylsphingosine amidohydrolase activity. Gene Ontology annotation, biological process: ceramide catabolic process; sphingosine biosynthetic process; long-chain fatty acid biosynthetic process. Lineage: Eukaryota; Viridiplantae; Streptophyta; Magnoliopsida; Malpighiales; Salicaceae. Gene Ontology annotation, cellular component: extracellular region.
AUUUAUGUAUAAUAUGGAUGUAUGUCUUGAUGCUGCUUUCUUUCUGCUAUAACCACAGCAGAACUGAAGUUAUAUGUCUCCCUCUCUCGGAUGCAGAUUGAGUGAAGGCGAUGGACAUUUUUCCGAGAGGGUAUAGUGGGUUAUGGGUGCAAAUUGCAUCCGUUUUGUUCUUGGUGAUGUUAAUGCAGAAUUUUAGAGGGAGUUUAUCAACUUCCAAUUACUUGAUUGGACUCGGGAGCUAUGACAUAACAGGGCCUGCAGCUGAUGUCAACAUGAUGGGGUAUGCAAAUACGGAACAGAUUGCUUCUGGUGUUCACUUCAGGUUGCGAGCUCGUGCAUUCAUUGUGGCUGAACCUCAGGGGAGCCGUGUUGUAUAUGUGAACCUUGAUGCUUGUAUGGCUUCGCAGAUUGUUACUAUUAAAGUUCUUGAGAGAUUGAAAGCAAGGUAUGGAGGGCUUUAUACAGAGCAGAAUGUUGCGAUUAGUGGUAUCCACACCCAUGCCGGGCCUGGAGGCUAUCUGCAAUAUGUUGUAUAUAUUGUGACUUCGCUUGGGUUUGUUCGCCAGUCUUUUGAUGUUAUUGUUGAUGGUAUUGAGAAAAGCAUCAUACAAGCUCAUGAAAAUCUUCGGCCAGGGUCAAUUUUUGUAAAUAAAGGAGAGCUGUUAGAUGCUGGUGUAAAUCGCAGUCCUAGUGCUUAUCUUAAUAAUCCUGCAGAAGAGCGGAGUAAAUAUAAGUAUGAUGUGGAUAAAGAAAUGACCCUAAUAAAGUUUGUGGAUGAUGAGUGGGGGCCAGUAGGUAGUUUUAACUGGUUUGCAACUCAUGGAACUUCAAUGAGUCGUACAAACUCACUGAUAAGUGGUGACAACAAAGGAGCUGCUGCACGAUUUAUGGAGGACUGGUUUGAGAAGAAAGGCCAUGUUGAAAAUUUGGAUAGCCAACAUGCUAAUAAAUCUGGAACUGCAAAAAUCCCUCGAAGAGUCUCAGGCAUAGUUCCAAGCAUCAAUGAGAACCGUAAGGAAGCGAUGGAAGUUGCCGCCUCCUUCAAAUCUUCUCAGGGGCAACCUGCUACGAGGUAUUCAAGUGUUGCAAAACGGGUCAGAAAUUCUUUGAGGCUGGCUGACAGACCCCAUUAUGUAUCUGCGUUCUGUCAAACUAAUUGCGGUGAUGUAAGUCCCAAUGUUCUUGGUGCAUUCUGCAUUGACACUGGACUACCUUGUGAUUUCAAUCAUAGUACCUGCAACGGGAAGAAUGAACAGUGUUAUGGCAGGGGCCCAGGUUAUCCAGAUGAAUUUGAGAGUACAAGAAUCAUUGGAGAAAGACAAUUCAAAAAAGCUGUCGAAUUGUUCAACAAAGCAACUGAGCAGCUGAAAGGGAAGGUUGGGUACCGACAUGCUUAUGUGAAUUUCUCAAAUCUUGAAGUUGCACAAGGCAAUGACGUGGUGAAGACAUGUCCUGCAGCCAUGGGCUUUGCUUUUGCUGCUGGAACCACCGAUGGACCUGGAGCUUUUGAUUUCAAGCAAGGAGAUGACAAGGGCAAUGCCUUCUGGAGGUUGGUGAGGGACUUUCUGAAAACACCAAAUCAGGAACAAGUCAAUUGUCAGCGUCCAAAGCCUAUUCUGCUUGACACUGGUGAAAUGGACAAACCGUAUGCCUGGGCACCUUCAAUACUUCCAGUUCAAAUCUUGCGGAUAGGACAACUUGUCAUUCUCAGUGUACCUGGAGAGUUCACUACCAUGGCUGGCAGGCGCCUUCGCGAUGCUGUGAAGAUGGUUCUCACUUCAGGAGCUAGCAAAGAGUUCGGGAGAAAUGUUCACAUUGUCAUUUCUGGUCUGACAAAUACAUAUUCACAGUAUGUGACAACCUUUGAGGAGUAUGAAGUGCAGAGAUAUGAGGGGGCCUCCACUCUUUAUGGCCCACACACACUCAGUGCCUACAUUCAGGAGUUCAGGAAACUAGCUGCAGCUCUCAUCAGUGGCCGACCUGUGGAACCAGGUCCACAACCCCCAGAUCUCCUUGACAAGCAAAUCAGUUUAUUAACUCCAGUUGUCUUAGAUUCAACCCGUCCUGGUGCAAAGUUUGGAGAUGUUAAGAGUGACGUCCCUUUGAACUCCACCUUCAAAAGGGGUGACAUGGUUACAGUCACAUUCUGGUCUGCUUGCCCAAGGAAUGACCUCCUGACCGAGGGCACAUUUGCUCUAGUUGAGAUUCUCCAGGGCCAGAAGACAUGGAUUCCAGCAUACGACGAUGACGACUUCUGCCUGCGGUUUAUUUGGUCACGGCCUUCAAAACUUAGUCCUCAGAGUUACGCAACCAUAGAAUGGAGAAUUCCGCAGUCAGCAGUCUCUGGUGUGUACAGGAUACGACAUUUUGGUGCUGCGAAGGCACUCUUUGGUUCAAUCAGCCAUUUCACAGGUGCUUCGAGUGCGUUUAUAGUAGCAUAAGGAGGGCCAUAUAUGUAGUAGUUAAUGCUUGUGAUCUUUGCUUUUCGUUUUACCAUAAGAAGCCUCUGAUACGACAUCCAACACAGCUGCUGUCGUAGAACUUAAAGAAAGAAAAUCCAUGCCAAGAAAUGGAAAUGAAAAACUUCCAAGUAAUAUAAUUGUAUAAGAAAAUACUGGCUGAGUUAUUACAUUA